Panicum virgatum (switchgrass) is the source of this 2148-nucleotide messenger RNA. RefSeq lists its product as uncharacterized. The coding region runs from base 486 to 1934 and encodes 482 amino acids. NCBI's taxonomy places the organism in Eukaryota, Viridiplantae, Streptophyta, Magnoliopsida, Poales, Poaceae. The transcript is spliced from 2 exons. The record is from RefSeq and is a predicted model, not a curated record.
GAUACCGUACACCUAAUUGCAUGGUUCAAAACUGAUUUUCUGUGUUUAUAGAUGCUUUAAAAUGUCAUCUUCAUGCAGAGCAUUUUGUUCUCUUCCAAAAGUUUUCUGAAUUUUCUAUAGUUACAUCAGCCAGAAAUAGAAGUUUCACUUUGGAGACACAUACCUUCAAUAACCUGAAAAAAAUAAUAUUUCCACCACAUUUUCACUUGCAAAAGGGUCAUAUUUUCACACUAUAGCAUGCACUAGCUAUCGGAGAAGAAUUGACGGCAUAUUUUGGAUAGGCACCAUUAGCAUGCAAGCUUCCUUUGCAGUCCUCAUCCAUACACUGAUUCGACACAUUAUCUAGAGGAAGCCUCUGCAAUCUUAGAAAAAUUUGAGUUUUAGUUGUUCUCAACUUGCUUUUAUUGAUCCCAAAGAGAUCGACGUCAGCACUUGAUGUUAGGUUAUUCUCACUUUGGCGCCUAUAUGUAGUUCUCAGACAGACAAUGGGGAAUCCAGAGAGCCAUAGCUCUUCUUCAGCCAUGGCUUCUGGGUGCGUUCCUGACAUCUGGCAGUGGAUCAAAAGACUGCCAGAGCAGUGGAGAGGAGGGUCAUACUCUCUUCAGAUUUGCAACUCUCCAUCCAUGAAUCAAUCUCUGAAUCUUGUGGUCAGCAAGCAUUCUGAAAGCCAACCACUCAACCUGUCUUUCUCCAUUUGCACCGAAUUGCAUGAUCCGAUCUCACUCUGGAGCUCCAAUUAUUCUACACUGAGAUCUGCUCCUACCACGAGUCUCUCUGCCAUUUUCUUGCAUGAUAUCAUAUGUGGGGUUGUCAGGUACGGACCUUACUCUAACAGCCGGUCACUCUUCAGGCUGCCAAAUGUGCAGAUAUCUGAAGACUCCGGCAAGACCUUCAACUUGGCCUUCUUCACUCUUGCAAUCCUGGUCUCCAUCUACGAAGCUCCAUCAAACCUCCGUCAUGAGUUCAUCAAGAAUAUCAGUGCGCAACUGAUGCGUGAUGAGAUGCGGUAUGCAGCCAAGAAGCUGAUGCUCAUGCUGGGGUCCAACGCCGAGGAGCUGUGGAUGCGGUCGGUGAACCUCGGCGUCACCAACUGGACCAUGGAGGGUCUCCGGUCCGGUGACGGAUCACCGUCGCCUUUCACGGUGUUCUCCUACGCUCUUUUUGCGAGCAGGCUGUGGAAGGUCCAGGUGUACUGCCCUGUUGUGGCCAUGAUCAUGGAGCACCCCUCACGUCAGACCAAAGAUGAGAAGCUGCUGUUCUCACUGAACUACCAACAGCUUGAGGGCGUGAUCCAGUUCGUGUACAGAGUCACCAUCAAGGAGAACUGGAUCGACGUCAUCGUCAAAGUCGACAAAUUAAGGUGUGACCUGGUCCAGCUGGUGUCCGAGACUCUGAUGGCGAGGCAGGGGUACGGCUCUGACGAGAAGCACUGCCCCUCGCGCGUGUCCCUGCAGCUCACCCCCAUGGCGCAGCCGGACAUCCUCUCCGUCUCCGUGACGCCGGCGUCCAUCGGCAGCGGCGUCUCCACCCACGAGGCGGUGCACCUGAGGCCCUGGAAGUUCGAGCGCGCGGUGCACGGCAACACGGCGUCGCUGGGCUGGUUCCUCCACGACGGCGCCGGCGGCCGGGAGGUGUUCUCCGGCGAGCCGCGCGGGCUGCGGCUGCCCCGGCCGCGGUCGUGGCUCCGGGACCGGUACACCAGCCCGGGCCGGCCCUCCACGCGGUGCGGCGGGGCGAUCUUCGCCGGCGACGAGUACGGCGAGGGCGUGUGCUGGCGGAUGCGCCCGGCGGCGGCCGGGAAGACCGUGGAGUGGGAGGUGCGGGCGACGGUGUGGGUGACGUACUGGCCCAACAAGAAGCGGACGCCGCCGCUGCACACGGAGACGAGGAUGCUCGAGGUCAGGGAGCUGCUGCAGCUCACCGUAGCAGAGUAGGCAAAACAUUUCAACCAUUUGACUGGGUUGGAUCGAUCAAUAAAGGAGAAGGAAACAACGAGUGAUGGUAGUCUAGGCCGUGAUUUUCUAGCAUCUGAAUUCUGAAAUGUAACUCUAAGAAUGUGCCAAGAUUACAGUUGAAAACCGACUUAUUCAAACAGUGCUGGUUUCCGCAAGGUUUGGAAGUUGAAGACUGAAAAGACUUCCUUUUUGA